This is a messenger RNA of Epinephelus lanceolatus (giant grouper), 2631 nucleotides long. RefSeq lists its product as uncharacterized. Lineage: Eukaryota; Metazoa; Chordata; Actinopteri; Perciformes; Serranidae. Gene Ontology annotation, molecular function: ubiquitin-protein transferase activity. The record is from RefSeq and is a predicted model, not a curated record.
GCAGAUGGACAUUACACAAACCUGUUCUUGUGGUGAUUUGAACGAGCACAUUCAAAUAUCUAAUGACAGGUCGACUUUCAAAUGAGUAUACAUACUGUAUAGAUAGGGUAUUUAUAGGUCAACUGUUUAUGCUUUCAUAUAAUUUGACAAUAUGACACUAUUGGGCUUUAGAGUUUUAAACAUGUUAAUUGUUGGUGCAACAAAUAUUUAUCUGCCUUUUUCCAACAUUUUUGCAGGGCCAGCAAUGGCUACAUCCUCAAACCCCCCCUUCCGACAAGAUGAUGGUCUGUGGAUAUUUCUUCAGAACAGAGGUGUUCCUGAGGAGAAUAUUCAGAAAAUGCAGCAGGAUCAUAUUGACAGCUCGGUAAUUGGAGACAUAGAUGAUGCCACUAUGGCUGCUUACAUUCCAGCCUAUGGUGACAGGAUUGCCACAAGGCGUUUCUGUUUGGAAAAACAGAGAAGAGGCGGUGAUGAUACAAAAAGACAGUCCUUAUUUGAAAAACUUAAAAAAAAAAUGGGCACAAUGAGCAACAAAGGUAUUGAUCAAGGUUUUGAGGGGGAAAAUCCAGUGCAGCCAACAAAGAUGCAUCUAAAAACUAAUAAGAGAGCCUGUAAGAUGACUAGAAAAAUAGAAUUAGGGUGGAUACAUGACAACAAACAAGUCAGAAAACGCAGUGGUGGAGGAACCAGAGUUCUUGAUAUUAACAAGAAAGCCACUAAAAGCGAGAUUCUGUCACAUGCUAAAAAAUUGUUUUUCCCUAAUGAAAUGUCAAUGAAGGGAAAGUGGGAAGAGUUCAGUUACGACAUAGUUGACUUUCAGGAAGCAUGUGUUGAUGAGGAUGUUAGCGUGGGAGACCUCUACGAAACACACAAAUUGGGGUUGUUAAGAUUUUAUUUGUUCACAAACACCCUGACCAGUGAAAAUGAAACAGAGGAAGGAGCUGAUAUACAGACAGAUGAGCAACAUGAAAACACAGCAGAGCCUGGACAAGAGAAACACACAAUGGAAGAGGUCGAGCAGCUGACACAGAAAAGACAAAACAGUCAACAUCAAAUGUACAUAGUGGAAGGUGAUGAGCAAAGCACUGCCACAAUGUCAGCUGUUGUCUCUAUUGAUCUUACAUCUUUGUGUGAUACAUCAGAGGUCAUUAUUGGUCCUUUGCCAGGUGGGCCGUUUUUAGGUGAUCUCGAUGAUACACUCGUACAUGAGCCAAUCCUUGCAAUAGAAGAACAAAUGAACAUCCCCACCUACACCUCAACUCCUACUGAUGCUGAGACAGCCUCUGCUAGACCACCAAGUCCUGCCAGUGAACUUUUGUAUGUGACUGUGAAACUUCACAGAGUGACACUCUUGGAUGAACUGAUUGCCCAAUUCAAGGAUGAUGCAAUGAUGAGCUACUCUGUGAAAUACAGCUUCAUCGAUGAAAUGGGGGCAGAUGCUGAUGGUGUGUCCCGGGAUGUGUACGCCGCCUUCUGGACAGAAUUUCUAGACUGUGCUGCAGAGGGUGCAGAUGUGAGGGUGCCAUCAUUAUCCCCAAAAUGGCAAAAGGAGGAAUGGAAGUCUGUUGGCAGGAUAUUGGCCAAGGGACUGAAGGACCAUGGGUAUUUUCCAUUUCGGCUGGCACAAGCCUUUACAGCAGCAGUCGUCUUUGGUGAACACUCUGUUUCACCUGAUUUACUGGUUGACUCGCUGAUGUUGUAUCUUAGUCAGUCUGAACGUGAUCUCUUGUCCACUGCUUUGCAAGAGGCUGUUGUCGGCAAUGAUGAGGAAGAGCUUCUUGAUCUGAUGGAUCGCAUGGGAGUGAGAACAGUACAUCACAGGAUAACUUGAGAGCCGUGCUUGUCCAGGUGGCUCACAAGCAAAUAAUCCAGCACCCAAAAUAUGCACUGGAUAAUAUUGCAGAACUUGCAGGACCGACACUCAGGAAGUUUUUCCCCAGUGUACAGGAUAUGAAGAAGAUGUAUGAGGAUCUUAAACCAACAACACGAAAGGUGUUAAAGAUGAUAACAGCUUUUCCAGCUACUUCAGCAGACAACCAAAGUUUGCGAUUUUUUCCAUCAGUACAUUAGGGGACUGGAUGAAAUUGGCCUCCAGAAGGUGAUGAGAUUUCUAACUGGGUCUGAUGUCAUCUGUGUAAAAGAAAUUCAAGUCACAUUCACCUCUUUGGAAGGGCUAGCACGGCGGCCAAUUGCACACACUUGUGGCCCAACUUUGGAGCUACCAUCAACUUACAACAGCUAUCCUGAGCUUCGAGCUGAAAUGGAGGCGAUACUGUCCUGCAACUCUUAUGCAAUGGACAUUGCAUAAGAGUGCCUAAAUGACCUAUGAACACAUACACACCUUUCUCUUCCCCAUCAGUGCCAGCUAUUUAGGUUUAGACUGUGUGUAAAUGUGGGAUAGAACAUGCAAGGAGAAUAUGCGAUUAGCUCAGGAGCUGUAUGAUGAGUGCAGAAUGUUUUUAUUUUAUUUUAUUAAAUUUCAAGAUUUUGGUUUUAUGAUAUCAAGAAACAAUUUAUAUUUUACUUUGAUCUAACCCUCCUGUUGUCCUCGGGUUAGGAAGGAAGGAGGAAAGAAGGGAGGGAUGGUGGGAGGCAGGAAGGAAGGAAGGAAGGACAGAGGGGAAGAAAGAA